This is a messenger RNA of Tachyglossus aculeatus (Australian echidna), 1915 nucleotides long. It is a transcript of the gene ELAVL2, whose product is annotated as ELAV like RNA binding protein 2. The transcript has 8 exons. NCBI's taxonomy places the organism in Eukaryota, Metazoa, Chordata, Mammalia, Monotremata, Tachyglossidae. Bases 234 to 1403 code for a protein of 389 amino acids. Gene Ontology annotation, molecular function: RNA binding. The record is from RefSeq and is a predicted model, not a curated record. Gene Ontology annotation, cellular component: ribonucleoprotein complex.
UGCUUUCCCUUUUUUUUUGUUUUCCCUUUUCUUUCAUUUUUCUCAUUGCUUUUAGUGUUGGACUUCGGGAAAAGCGUUUCAUUUUAUUUGCUUCCGCUAAGCUGUUCACAGUUAAGAUUUUGUGUUGCUUUAAGAGAACUAUCCAGCUCCUUCUUGCUCAUCCUUAUUGGGACAACAGCGCCGUUACUUUUAAAAAAAAUCUUAAGGGAGAAAGACGGCAACUCCAAACUAACAUGGCAGUCAGACUGUGUGAUGUGGCUUCUCUGCUUAGAAGUGGUUCGUGGGCAGCAGAGCCUUGGACUGGGCAGGUAAUUGCUGCCAUGGAAACACAACUGUCUAAUGGGCCCACUUGCAAUAACACAGCCAAUGGUCCAAGUACCAUAAACAACAACUGCUCAUCACCAGUUGACUCUGGUAACACGGAGGACAGCAAGACCAAUUUAAUAGUCAACUACCUUCCUCAGAACAUGACACAGGAAGAGUUGAAAAGUCUGUUUGGGAGCAUUGGUGAGAUAGAGUCAUGUAAACUUGUAAGAGACAAAAUAACAGGUCAGAGCUUGGGGUAUGGCUUUGUGAACUACAUUGACCCUAAGGAUGCUGAAAAAGCUAUCAACACGCUGAACGGAUUAAGACUUCAAACCAAAACAAUCAAAGUUUCCUAUGCUCGUCCAAGUUCUGCUUCAAUUAGAGAUGCAAAUUUAUAUGUCAGUGGACUUCCCAAGACAAUGACUCAGAAGGAAUUGGAGCAGCUUUUUUCCCAGUAUGGACGUAUCAUUACCUCCCGUAUUCUGGUUGACCAAGUCACUGGAGUAUCCAGGGGAGUAGGUUUCAUUCGGUUUGACAAGCGAAUUGAGGCAGAAGAAGCUAUCAAAGGCCUAAAUGGCCAAAAACCUCCAGGUGCCACAGAGCCAAUCACUGUAAAGUUCGCUAACAAUCCAAGCCAAAAAACCAAUCAAGCCAUCCUUUCCCAGCUGUACCAGUCUCCAAACAGAAGGUACCCAGGACCGCUAGCUCAGCAGGCUCAACGUUUUAGGUUGGACAAUCUGCUCAAUAUGGCUUAUGGAGUAAAGAGUAGGUUUUCGCCAAUGACCAUUGAUGGCAUGACCAGUUUGGCUGGAAUUAAUAUCCCAGGACAUGCUGGGACAGGUUGGUGCAUUUUUGUGUACAACUUGGCUCCUGACGCCGAUGAGAGCAUCCUGUGGCAAAUGUUUGGACCCUUCGGAGCUGUAACCAAUGUGAAGGUCAUACGUGACUUUAACACAAAUAAAUGCAAAGGUUUUGGAUUUGUAACUAUGACAAACUAUGAUGAGGCAGCCAUGGCGAUAGCCAGCCUGAAUGGAUACCGCCUGGGAGACAGAGUAUUGCAGGUCUCCUUUAAGACAAAUAAAACGCACAAAGCUUAAUUAGUUGCCCUCGGUUUAUAUAUUAAAACUAUAUGACAAAGGCAAGUUAAGAUAAACUUUAUACAUUAAUAAAUAGUCUUUGUAAGUCAGUGUUGAGAUGGGGAUAAAUCGACUACUUAGCAUCCUAAGAAAUAUGUGAGAUUUUUUAUUGCUAGUAUUUGAAUUAAAACUUCUUAAAUAUCUUUUAUGUUUGAAUAUAGGCAAGAGGUACAGGGUUUUUACCUGUCACAUUGCAUUCUAUUGCCUUCUUUGAAGAAGGUGGACCUUUUAAAAUGUUUCAGCUAAGGGAAGAAGUUUCUUUUCUUUUUACAUAACUGCCUUGAGCCUGUGAGUAAAUAUUAAGGCUUUGUUGUAAGACUUAAAUCAAAAUGUCUCUCCUGUUCUUGAUUUCAGAUUAGCUUUGUGUUGUACUUUACAUUUAGUGCAUUGCCGUUAUGUCCGUUGGAGAAAAGUAUUUUGAAGUUUACAAUUUUAUUUAUAAAGUUAUGAACAGUAUUUAUUUUGUAACUAUG